Rotaria sp. Silwood1 is the source of this 735-nucleotide messenger RNA. The record is from the annotation of a GenBank genome assembly. Lineage: Eukaryota; Metazoa; Rotifera; Eurotatoria; Philodinida; Philodinidae.
AUGAAUGGUCAAGUUGUUGCUGGUGGGCGUGGCCGAGGAAAGCAAUUAAAUCAACUCUGUUUUCCAACUGACGUGUUGAUCGACAAAAAGACGAAUGAUCUCAUUAUUUCUGAUCGAGGAAAUCGACGAGUUCUACUAUGGUCUCGUCGUAGUGGCACUGUCAAAGGUCGAAUCCUCCUCCGCAAUAUCCGUUGUCGAGGAUUGGCCAUGGAUAAUCAGGGAUCUCUCUAUAUCUCUGACAACGAUAAACAUGAAGUAAGACGAUAUUACGUGGGAGACAAAUUUGGAACUAUUGUGGCUGGUGGCCAUGGCAAAGGUGAUGGUCUCAAUCAACUCAACUGGCCAACCUUCAUCUUUAUCGAUCAACAACAGGCUAUCUACGUGUCGGACAAUGAGAAUCAUCGUGUAAUGAGAUGGAAUAAAGGUGCUAAAGAGGGCAUUGUUGUUGCUGGAGGUCAAGGCGAAGGAAAGGCUUUGACACAAUUGUCAUAUCCUAAAGGGUUGUUUGUCGAUCACUUGGGUACCAUCUAUGUGGCAGACACGGGAAAUCAUCGAGUGAUGCGUUGGUCUAAAGGAGCCAAACAGGGCACUGUUAUUGCACGUGGUACAGGGACAAGUAAACUAUACUAUCCCGAAGGUUUGACCAUCGAUAAACAUGACUAUCUUUAUGUUGUCGAUUGGGGAAACGAUCGCGUAAGACGAUUUUCUAUUAAACAAUGUCAUUAUGAUGGUUAA